AUGCAGCCGUCACUUAGCUCCCUCGAAGAGCGGAAGCGGCGCUCUCGGAACAUCGUCUUUGCGGCUUUCCUUCUCCUCGUUGUAAUAUGGAGCGUCAAGCUGGCCUUCCCUCACCACACGCUCGCCUCCGCCUACCAGAACAGCAACAACAUCGACAGCGAUGAUAUGACUCCCCUUCCGCCUCCGGUGGCGGCAGCUACCGAACCAGAAAAAUCUGCACAGGCGGGACCAACGGCCCUGGACAGCACCAAGCCGGUGACACCCUUCAACGAUACUCAGAAGGAAAAGGUAGCGGUGAUCAUCGAGACCAGAUUUCGUACGAACCUCGUCCCCCUGAUCCUGCACUUCAGCAGCGUUCUCGGCCCAUCAUGGCCCAUCAUCAUUUACACGUCGCCCGAAGCUGUCGGCAUGUUCGUGACAUCGGCCGCGCUGGCCCGGUACAUCAAAAUCGGCACGAUCGAGAUCCGUAUCUUGCCCCAGGAGACGCUCUUUACCAAUUCUGACUCGGUCAAUGCCUUCAAAAUUGCAAAGGCUGACUGUAUCUGUGUUUCAGUGACCAACUCGUGGCUGUGGACCAAUCUGGCGCCCUACGAACACAUCCUCAUCUUUCAGAGCGACAGCAUGCUCUGCGCCAACGCGGCGCGGAGCGUGGAGGAUUUCUUCGAAUAUGACCUGGUCGGAGCGCCGAUUGCCGCGGACCGGGGUAGUGGCUACAACGGGGGGCUCAGCCUGCGGAAACGCAGCACGAUCUUGAGAGUCUUGGACCGAUUCGUCUGGGAAGAAGAGAAGCACAAGGGCGCCGCUAACGAGAACCGGUUUGAGGACCAGUAUUAUUAUAACCGGUGUGCACCAGGUCCACCGGUGGUUGAAAAAGCAGAUGGUCAGCCUGGACGACUGGUGUCCGGAGUACAAGUUGUGCAGCGUGUCUUACAUCAAGGACGAGCCUGCUUGAUGAAGAAGAAGGAGGAGAAGAAGAAGAAGAAGAAGGAGAAGAAGAAGGAGAGGAAGAAGAAGAAUAAGAAACUCUGCCCUCUCCAUUCUUUAUCUCCUCACUUCUUCUCACCCGACUCAACUCGACAUCUUAGUCCUUCUUCAAAACCAAACCAAAACCAAAACCAAACCCAAAACCAAAUCAGAAACCAAAAUGGUAUUGUGCACUCACUCGUUCCAUAUGCCCUCCCUACCCGUCUCGCCCAUCGCCCAUCGCCCAUCGUCCAGAACGCUGACAAGACACAACAUGAACAGGUCAAGGUACUCCUAGUAUUAUACGAUGGCAAGAAGCAUGCCGAGGAGGUCCCAGAGCUUCUCGGCACAACCGAGAACGAGCUCGGUAUCCGCAAGUGGCUCGAGGAUCAAGGACACACUCUCGUCACCACAUCCGACAAGGAGGGGGAGAACUCCAAGUUUGACCAAGAGCUCGUUGACGCCGAGGUCAUCAUCACCACCCCUUUCCACCCCGGUUACCUAACCGCUGAGCGUUUGGCCAAGGCCAAAAAGCUCAAGAUUGCCAUCACCGCGGGUAUCGGAUCGGAUCACGUCGACCUGAACGCUGCCAAUACGACCAAUGGUGGUAUCACCGUUGCUGAGGUCACUGGUUCCAAUGUGGUCUCGGUCGCCGAGCACGUGGUCAUGACCAUCCUCAUCCUUGUUCGCAACUUUGUCCCCGCUCACGAGCAGAUCCAAGCUGGUGAAUGGGACGUCGCUGCUGCCGCCAAGAACGAAUUCGAUCUCGAGGGCAAGGUCGUCGGUACCGUUGCUGUCGGUCGUAUCGGUGAGCGUGUCUUGAGACGUCUAAAGCCAUUUGACUGCAAGGAGCUCCUCUACUUCGAUUACCAGCCCCUCAAGCCGGAGAUUGAGAAGGAGAUUGGAUGCCGACGUGUAGAGAGCCUCGAGGAGAUGUUGGCCCAGUGUGAUGUGGUCACCAUCAACUGCCCUCUCCACGAGAAGACCCGUGGAUCAUGGCUCGUGAACACCGCCCGUGGCGCCAUUGUCGUCAAGGAGGACGUCGCCGAGGCGCUCAAGUCGGGUCACCUUCGCGGAUACGGUGGGGAUGUUUGGUUUCCCCAACCAGCACCCAAGGACCACCCUCUCAGAUACGCAAAGAACCCCUUCGGUGGUGGAAACGCUAUGGUUCCUCACAUGUCCGGUACCUCCCUCGAUGCCCAGAGGAGAUACGCGGACGGUACCAAGUCCAUCCUGCAGAGCUACCUGAGCGGCAAGCACGACUACAGACCACAGGACCUGAUUGUCAUCAACGGUGACUACGCCACUAAGGCUUACGGUGAGCGUGCAAAGAAUUCGGGCUCGAGCGGAGCGAACAAGGCAUGA
Molecule: messenger RNA, 2328 nt
Organism: Drepanopeziza brunnea f. sp. 'multigermtubi' MB_m1
Lineage: Eukaryota; Fungi; Ascomycota; Leotiomycetes; Helotiales; Drepanopezizaceae
Source: RefSeq, a predicted model, not a curated record